CGGCUCUAUAAAGCUUCGCGCGAAUCCUCGCGAGACACUCGGCGCUCAUGCUCUCCGCGGGGGUCGGAGGUCAAGCCGAGCGUCUGCCGGGCCCGAGGAGGAAGAUGGCGGUGGAGUCGCGCGUUACCCAGGAGGAAAUCAAGAAGGAGCCCGAGAAGCCGAUCGACCGGGAGAAGACGUGCCCGCUGCUGCUGCGCGUCUUCACCACCAACAACGGCCGCCACCACCGCAUGGACGAGUUCUCCCGGGGCAACGUGCCGUCCAGCGAGCUGCAGAUCUACACUUGGAUGGAUGCAACCCUGAAAGAGUUGACUAGUUUAGUAAAGGAAGUGUAUCCAGAAGCUAGAAAGAAGGGCACACACUUCAAUUUUGCAAUUGUUUUUACAGACCUUAAAAGACCUGGCUACAGAGUAAAGGAAAUUGGCAGCACCAUGUCUGGGAGAAAGGGGACAGAUGAUUCUAUGACCCUGCAGUCACAGAAGUUCCAGAUAGGAGAUUAUUUGGAUAUAGCAAUCACCCCUCCAAAUCGGGCACCACCACCAUCAGGGCGCAUGAGACCAUAUUAAAUUUUAUUUGCUAUUUCUUGGGGUAUUUUUCAUUCAGUUAUGUAAAAUAAACUUAUUCUCCCCUCA
Molecule: messenger RNA, 632 nt
Organism: Suncus etruscus (white-toothed pygmy shrew)
Lineage: Eukaryota; Metazoa; Chordata; Mammalia; Eulipotyphla; Soricidae
Gene: SAP18
Product: Sin3A associated protein 18
Exons: 4
Coding region: 48-566 (172 amino acids)
Biological process (GO): negative regulation of DNA-templated transcription
Cellular component (GO): nucleus
Molecular function (GO): transcription factor binding; transcription corepressor activity
Source: RefSeq, a predicted model, not a curated record